AAGGAAUGAAACAAAAUUAAUUAGCACCUAAUGAUUCUCACGUGAUCUUAAACGAGAUUUCAAAAUUGCAAAAUGGCUGCCACCUACGGGAAAACGAGUGACUAUGACCGAAUGAAAAGAAUGAUGAAUGUGCCUCGUCCAUUUAGAAAAUAUGUCUAUUGUCAGAUUAUAAGUGGAUUUUUAUUCAUAUACCUGUGGUACUCUUUCAAUGGAGGGCUGAUUCCAUGGUUCCUUCGUCAUAAUAUUCCAGUCCUGAAGAUGGGACCUGACAUAAAUACUCUGUACUUCUUUCCUCACACAUCUGAUGACGGAAGCAAACUAAAGUGGUCUCAUGGAGCAAACACGCCCAACCUCCUACAGCGAUCUCUACAGGUUGAUGUUGACAUGAUUGAGGGCGAUGUGAUGUUGAAGGGUCAAGGUACAGACAGCCAGACCCUUAUUCCAGUGAUGGGUCAGCCACACACUAAGGACGACAAUAUGCCAUUUGAAGACUGGCUCACCAAUAUAACACCCACAGGAAAGGGUAUUAAGAUCGACAUUCAGAGUACAGACGCUGUUGAAAUCACUCUGCAGACCCUCAAAAAACACAAAAACAAGAUCCGUGUACCCCUAUGGAUCCAUGCUGAUAUCUUCAAGGGCCCACUGGGAGGUGAACCACCAGUUGAUGGUACGAGAUUCAUCAAACAUGUCCAGCGUCUGUUCCCUCAAUGUACCAUCUCUCUGGGCUGGACAUCGGGCACUCACACUGACCUCAGCCUGGUCAGUUACACAUGGAAAAUGGUGAUUGACAUGUACCACUUGGUACACGAGCACGAACUAGAACCGCCCAUCGUGUUCUCAGUUCGGGCAUCCAUGAUGCACAACUCGGUGCCGCAGAUAAAAUGGCUGACAGACAAUACCAGAGCUUCACUGCUGGUUUGGAAUACCCCUGGAGAUAAAGUUCUCACCGAGGACUUCAUGCAUCUUGCCUUCAAAUUCCCACCCCAUAAUUUGUAUUUUGACCUCCAGGACAAGCAAUUGGGUGAAUAUGUGAAAGAAAACAGGCAUGUUUCAAAGGACAAAGUCAAUCCAUUAGUACUUCAGAGAGAGACUGUCAUCUUUAAACCAGAGGCGUGGGUGAAGAUGGGCCUCCAUAUUGAACAGCACUCCAUACUGCCAAGUGAAGAGGCAAUUGUUCUCACAACAAAAACUGUAUACAUUCUAACUAAGAAUAAAUACAAACCCAGAGGCCUCAUUGUUCUACAUGGACGUGUCCAGUUUUUGAACAUAAAGAACAAAGACGCAGUCGAAAGAGAAACUGGAUUGAACAUCUACAUGCGACCUACAGGCUAUGCCGAUUUUGAAAACAUUGUGGGUAUUCGUUGUUUCAUCGGGGUAGAUGGGUUCUUACAGAUAUCAGGAAGUAAUUUAAAACGGGUAAAAGACUUUAAACAGACACACAGGAUAACUCCUGGUACAUCCAAUUGUUUUCGAUUUAGCGUACAAGACACAGGUAACGAGAUCGUGAUGAGAGUAAAUGUGCUGCACAAUUGUGAAACACUUGAGAGCACGAGAAAAGACGAAGAGGUGCAUGCCGAGUUUAAGGUCCCUAUUCCAGCCACCGUUGGAAUAGACCAACAUCCAUUUAUCCUCAAGCUAGAAGACAGCAAUAGAUACGCAGUGCUGGAUGAACUUCAUGUGAAAUAUAAUCAGUAGUUAGGUUUCAAUUGUACUUAUGUUUGUAAUGCUAAAGGAUUGUUUUCAUUUCUGAUUUUCUACAUGGUUGUAAAAUCAGUUCAAUUUUCUAAAAA
This is a messenger RNA of Pecten maximus, 1790 nucleotides long. RefSeq lists its product as uncharacterized. Bases 73 to 1695 code for a protein of 540 amino acids. The record is from RefSeq and is a predicted model, not a curated record. The transcript has 4 exons. Lineage: Eukaryota; Metazoa; Mollusca; Bivalvia; Pectinida; Pectinidae.